Molecule: messenger RNA, 1807 nt
Organism: Nerophis ophidion (straightnose pipefish)
Lineage: Eukaryota; Metazoa; Chordata; Actinopteri; Syngnathiformes; Syngnathidae
Gene: tmem120b
Product: transmembrane protein 120B
Exons: 12
Coding region: 59-1075 (338 amino acids)
Biological process (GO): fat cell differentiation
Cellular component (GO): membrane
Source: RefSeq, a predicted model, not a curated record
UUUUUUUUUUUUUUUUUUGGGCAGUCUCCUCCGUCCUUCCUGGCUGAACUGCACUACGAUGUCCAUAGCCAAGUUCCAGGCGGAGUGGGAAGCCCUCGACGAGGAAUAUCAACAAUUGCAAGAAACUCACAAACUCUACAGGCAGAAACUUGAAGAGUUGACCAAUCUUCAGACGACGUGCAGCAACGCCAUCAGCAAACAGAGAAAAUGUCUCAAAGACCUUCAGCGCAGUUUGAGCAGGUGCGCGCAAGCCCGCGACGAAAACCAGAUGCAAGUCAUAACGGACAUCCAAACGCAAAUCAAGGAGAAGGAGAAUGUGUUCUUCGACAUGGAGGCCUAUUUACCAAAGAAAAAUGGGCUGUAUCUGAACCUGGUGCUGGGCAACGUCAACGUGACUCUUCUUAGCAACCAGGCCAAGUUCGCUUACAAGGACGAGUAUGAGAAGUUCAAGCUGUACAUGACCAUCAUCCUCAUGUUUGGCGCCAUCACCUGCCUCUUCUUCCUCAACUAUCGCGUGACGGAUGAAAUCUUCAACUUCCUGCUGGUGUGGUAUUAUUGUACGUUAACUAUAAGGGAAAGCAUCCUCAUGACCAACGGCUCCAGGAUUAAAGGGUGGUGGGUCUCUCAUCAUUACGUGUCCACCUUCCUGUCCGGUGUGAUGCUCACCUGGCCAGAGGGACCCAUGUAUCAAAAGUUCAGAAGUCAGUUCCUUGCCUUUUCCAUCUAUCAAAGUUUUGUCCAGUUCCUCCAGUACUAUUAUCAAAGUGGCUGCCUGUACAGGCUUCGGGCUCUGGGAGAGAGAAACCAGUUGGACCUCACAGUGGAGGGAUUUCAGUCCUGGAUGUGGAGAGGCCUCACCUUUCUUUUGCCCUUCCUCUUUUUUGGUCAUUUUUGGCAGCUGUAUAAUUCAGUCACCCUGUUUCGCUUGGGGGGACAUGAGGACUGCAAGGAGUGGCAGGUAUUUAUGCUGGCACUGACCUUUCUGGUCCUGUUCCUGGGCAACAUCCUCACCACGUUAAAGGUGGUCCGGCAAAAAGUGAAGAAGAACCGGGAAAAUGUGACAAAAAGUGACUGAAGGGACUUUUUUUUUUUUUUUCUUUUCUUUUUUUUUUGGGGGGACUGGAGUUUCUGAGGACACGGACUGAGCCCGCACAUCCAUCCCACGCUGAAGGAAAAGUGCAAUUCUCUUCUCUCAGGUGUUGGUAGCGGCGUUCCGGGCCGACCGCGCGAUGAUUUUGUUGGUUUUUUGUGUCCAUGCUGCUACGGCCGUCCCUCACCGAUGUCCACUUUCUGCUGAAUCCUGCAUCAAAACAAGGGGAACGACGUCAAAGUGUUUAUCAGGAUCAUAUGCAACCAACCGCAAACAUCGGCAGAUCUUGGACCGCCGAAAAGUCUCGUCAUGCAGCUUCAUAACUUCUGUGAAGUAGUUCCCGCCGGUCAUGCGUCUUAUUUCACUAGAUCGCUCUUUUUAGAAGUACGGAAAGGUAGCGUUCAAAAAGCACGCAGGGACCGUCCUCAAAUGUUCCGGCACAUGUAGUUGAAGGGAUGAGCACCACACUUGAAUUUGUUCGAAGGAAAAAAUAUAUCUUAUCAUGUUGCACUAUUGUUUUGGGAUCAAAUUGCUGGUAUUGGUACUACACUUCAUUCAACACGGUCAUGUGGAACCACAGAGGGGUGCAAGUGGGACGAUACCAAGCCAUAGAUUAAAUAUUUGUAUUAACUUAAGCACAUGUCUUGUCAUUCCUGAUAUUAUUAUGGAAUUCACUGGAAUACACUCUCUCACUCACUCAAUGUUUACUUAUAUAGC